Molecule: messenger RNA, 498 nt
Organism: Paramecium sonneborni
Lineage: Eukaryota; Ciliophora; Oligohymenophorea; Peniculida; Parameciidae
Source: the annotation of a GenBank genome assembly
AUUAAAAAUUUUGCUGAUGGAUUUGAUGGAUUAGUCAACUCGUAAAACUAGGGAUGAAAAUGAAUGUUUAGAUUUUAAUUAAUUAGAACUUAGAACCAAAAUAUAAUUUUAAAAUGAACUAUAUGCAUGAGAUUCGAAAAUAACAUCUUCUCUCAUAGUUCCUUAAAGGUUAGUUAGACAAUACUCAUCGAUAAAUUGUUAGUUUGUCACAAUAGGUCUAAAAUAAUGAGGUAUUUGUAUAACUUAUAUGUAAAUUUAUUAAUUGCUCGUUAUUAUAUUAUAUUUAUUAUUUUAAUUAUUUUAUAUUAGGUAUUACAUAAAAGGAUUUCUAGAAAAAAUUGCGAUACAAAGCCUUUUAAAUGCACUAAUUGUACACAUACAUAUUCUUCGAAAGCAGCUCUAUAAUAACACCAAAAAUAAAAACAUUCUCAAGAACAAACACCAAUUACGUAGCCCUUAGAUCAAUAGAAAGUAGUAGAAGUUUUAAGUGAAAUAUGA